CCCCACUCAUAUUUUGAAAUUCGAAUAACCACUAUAGAUCUCCAUUUUAAAUCUUAGCAGCCAACCUAACCAUUAAUGGAGCCCAAUAACAAAAGGACUGCCAAUUCAGUGGAGCCCAAUUAUGAUCAUGAAAUUAUUAUAUAAUAAAUCAUAAAUUUAUACUUUUCUUCUAUUAAAGUCAUAGAUCAUAUAGUGCAUACCAUGUUUUAGAGUUUGAUUCGGCCAAUUAUAAUCUGAUGAUAUAAAUCCAUACCGUUCAAAUACCUGAUCACAUCGAUGGCCCAGAUCUGAUAUUGCAAGAUAUCUAUCAAUCAUGAAAAAUAGAAGUGACCAUUUUCAAUGGGACUAUACUUUGUGUUCAAACAAUGGAAUAUGAUUAUGAGUAAAAGUGGCAUUAAAGUCAAUUAACCAAUCCAAAAAACUAACAACCAAGGGAUUAAAUGAUUUUUAAUUUUAAAAAUAUAUGAUUUCUAAUUCACUGUUUUUUUCUUUUCUCUCUUACAUUCAUUAUUUUACUGUAGUUUUUUUUAAUGGAUUAUUUUGCUGUAGUUAAAAUAUGUUUAGGCAAAAAAAGAAAGGUGAGAUAAGAUUUUUGUAAUUAAUAUUAUUACAAACUUCAUAAAUAGUCCAAUUUAGUGUUUAUUAUUAUUAUUAUUUUUUUUUUUUUGCUAAAUAGUGUUUUAUUAGUUAUUAUUGUAUCUGUGUAGAUAAUAAUCAUUUAUUAAUAAAGACACGUCACGAAUUUUAUGAGAAUUGUUAAAGAGUAUUAGUGGUGUUUAACACAUUUUUUAUGUGUUAAUAUCGCUAUUAGUCUAAGUAUCAUGUCUCAUAUAGUUUAAUAUUAUAACUUUUUAAGAAGUGUCGCUAAAAGCAUCUCCAAUGGUAAAACUUUAAAAGAUGCUUGUGAGGUAGAUAUAUUAUCUGGCAAAAUAUUGAGAUGCUAUACCAUUGAAGAGAAAAGAAUGUCAUUCUAAAAAUUUGCAUGGACACUAUGUUGUAGCAUUGAUGCUAUUUAUUUAUUUUUUUAAGAAAAAAUGAAGCUAAAAAAUUAUUGUAGCUAAAAAUUAAGAUAUAUAUUAAAUAAUAAUGUGUGAGAUCAUAAUUAUAAUAUUUUAAAGAGUGUAUUUAGAAGUAAGAGUGUUAAAAUAAUAUGGAAGAGAGAUAAAAUAAUAUAGGACACUUCUAGAGUACACACCCCUAAAACGGAUAUAUUGGUGUGACCCCUUAAUAUUGCAGUAUAAUUCGUCGAAGUGUUAGGAUACACUGUAUUUUUGUGGGGUGUAGAACAUUAAAAUGAAAUUACUAUUUUCAGAUUUAUUAUUUUUUUUAGAAAAAAAAUGAAAAUGCUCAAAUCUAAGAGUCAUGGAAACUGUUUCAUUUCACUUAAUUAACUAAUCAACCUGAAUUUUAAAAAAUAAAAUAAAAGUGUAACUUUUUUCUUCUUCCUGAGAACUUUGAAGUAAGAACACCAUUGUUCCUACGUCCACCCAUCGAUUCUAAGCUAUCUCUCGUUUCCCUCUUUUUACAUUUUUCAUAUGUGGGGCUUUUUUUUAGUGCUCUUUGGGCAAUAUUUUGGAUUUUGAGCCCAACAAUUUUUUUUGUUAGGGAUUUGAAGAAUAUGUCUUGAUUCCCUUGUUAAUCUUUUGCUUUUGCUAUACUUGAAGUAUUCAAUCAAAUAAUACACAUACAUGUUUAUAUUGUGUUUACGCGUAGUAAUUUUUCGAUAGCAUGUUUUCAAUCAAAUUAGAUUUUUUGCUGUUAAAAAGAAAUUGGAGUAUUUAAAUUGAUGGAUGCCCAAAACCGGGUUUUUAAGAUGGAGGGUCAAUCAUUGGAGAGUUCUCGGAGGAGUAAAUUGUUUAAUGUGGGAUUGAAGAGGUGUUGAGACGAGAUUGAGGACGGUUACUUCGUAGACAGGUGUACCAAUAAUAAGAAACCUUAUGAGUCACAUUGGUGCACCCUCUUUUUAAUAGCAGAUAAUCUAAUACAACAUGGACCACAUAGGACUAGGCCCACAGAAACAAUAAUAGCCAAUAACAACAAAGGAUUUUGGACGUACCCGUACUUUCAAUUUUGGGGUGUUUAUUGUAGAAUUUUCCAAUAAUAUAUUAUCUUAAUAGAUAAUGUGUAAAUUUUUAGUAUGGAUGUUAUCACAGGAGUCGGAGGUGUUCUAAACAAUCACAAUGUGACAUGUCUAAAGGCGCUAGACACCACUAGUGGCCAAUGCUCGGAGUUCUAUAUAUGAGGUGGUUUAUUUUCAUUAGUUCGAUGUGAAGCUUAUCAUGUAGUCCGCCGUAGCAGAUUAGUGAUGAUACAAUACAAACUCUUUAUCUGAAAACUUUCUUUGUCUAUUUGUCGAAUAGUGACAAAAAUAAAUCAAACGCAUCUACAGGAGAGAGAGAGAGAGAGAGAGAGAGAGAGAGUUGAAGUUCACCAAGAGCCAAUUCAGAAAAUUUUAUGAUUCUACCCCCAAAGCCUACAGGUUUGUAAUCCUUGGAUAAAUUUUUGGUGAAUUUUUUUUGUCCUUUUUUGCAAAAAAUUCAAGCAAAUCCUUGAGUUAUUGAGCUUGGAUCUGAGAAAAAGAUUAGGGUUUUGUUGUUUCUUUCAUCCCAUUGGGUAUGGAUUUCUUGUUCCUGUGAAUCACGGUUGGGAGUAAGGUUAUUUGAUUUGUGGGGGUGCAUGGGGGACAUGUAUUUGAGUUGAGCAUUGGUAAAUGGUAAUUAGCUCAAGGUAGGAACUGGGUCAUUAGGAUUUUUCUUGUUUGUAGGAAAUUGAUCAAAAUGGGUGAUAUUGGAGAAUCUUCUGAAUUUGGGUCUGGAGUGAAUACGAGAAAUGGGUUUUGUCAUGAAGAAGUGAGAUGUCCGAAGCAAAUUUCCCCUGUUAGAGGUGGUGGGUCGAGGAAUACGAGUCCAUUAGGUCGUGUCGGAUCGAGAAACACUAGUCCAUCUAGGCAGAAGGUGAUCAAGACAAAGCCUCGAGGAUUGGAUGAGGAAACGGCUGCCACAUUUGCUAAAGCAGUUCACCCGGAUGUUCAGAUGGAAGAUAAUAUCUGGGCAAUGUUGCCUGAGGAUUUGCUGAAUGAGAUUUUAGCUAGGGUUCCUCCAUUUAUGAUAUUUCGGCUUCGUUGUGUUUGUAGAAGGUGGAAUUUAAUCCUUCAAGAUAGUAGCUUUCUCAAAUUCCAUUCCCAAGCGCCUUCUCACGGGCCUUGUCUUCUUACAUUCUGGAAGAAUUCACAGACUCCGCAAUGUUCGGUAUUCAGCUUGCCAUUAAAGACAUGGUAUAGGAUUCCUUUCACAUUUUUGCCUCAAUGGGCAUUCUGGUUAGUUGGUUCUUCUGGUGGUCUUAUUUGCUUUUCUGGGCUAGAUGGGCUAACUUUCAGAACUUUAGUUUGUAAUCCACUUACACAAACGUGGAGGGCUCUACCAACUAUGCAUUACAACCAGCAAAGACAGCUGAUCAUGGUUGUUGAUCGAAAACAACGGUCAUUCAAAGUUAUAGCAACAAGUGAUAUUUACGGUGACAAAUCAUUACCCACCGAAGUGUAUGAUUCUAGGCUGAAUAGUUGGUUCCUUCACCAGAUAAUGCCAGCAGUUAAUCUUUGCUCCUCGAAGAUGGCCUAUUGUGAUUCCAGAUUGUAUUUAGAAACCCUUUCUCCACUAGGAUUGAUGAUGUAUAAACUGGACACUGGAUAUUGGGAACACAUUCCUGCUAAAUUCCCACGAUCUCUACUGGAUGGGUACUUGGUUGCUGGCACACAGAAGCGUCUGUUUUUAGUUGGACGCAUUGGUCUCUAUAGUACUCUUCAAAGUAUGAGAAUUUGGGAAUUGGAUCAUGCAAAAGUUAUGUGGGUGGAGAUUAGUAGGAUGCCACCGAAGUAUUUUCGAGCACUGUUGAGAUUAUCGGCGGAGAGAUUUGAGUGCUUUGGACAGGAUAACUUAAUCUGCUUUACAUCUUGGAAUCAAGGGAAGGGCUUAUUGUAUGAUGUUGAUAAAAAGUCUUGGUCUUGGAUAGGUGGAUGUGCUCUGCAGUCUUACAACAGCCAGGUUUGCUUUUACGAACCAAGAUUUGAUGCUUCCAUCUGUUAAUUAAUAUUUAAUGGCCACAGAACUAUAAGAAGAUAUCAUUUUCACCUGGCAUAUUUUUGUUUUUGUCUCAAACUUUCUUUCCCCAGUUCUACACAUUGACAUCUAAGUCUUCUUCAUAUUGAAUUUGUUAGCUAACAAUUCAGAUUCUUUUUCACUGUGAAUCUGUUACAUGGGUGUAUCCGAGUUAGACCUUUUUUGUUAGCUAAAUUUAUUUUCAUUUACAAUUGGUGGUGCAUCAACUUUGUACCAGGGCUGUGCCAGGAAUAUGACAAGCAAUGUAUUGAGUUGAGUUGAGUUGAGACCAAAUUUGGGUCCUUUGGGCUUGUGUAAUAAUUUAAAUUUAAGAAGGCUCUUUUUUUGAACUGUUGUACAAUGUGCACAUUAAUUUGUAUAUCAUAAAGUUUUACUUUUAUCA
Molecule: messenger RNA, 4497 nt
Organism: Cannabis sativa
Lineage: Eukaryota; Viridiplantae; Streptophyta; Magnoliopsida; Rosales; Cannabaceae
Product: F-box/kelch-repeat protein At5g15710
Exons: 1
Coding region: 2778-4082 (434 amino acids)
Molecular function (GO): protein binding
Source: RefSeq, a predicted model, not a curated record